Molecule: messenger RNA, 2573 nt
Organism: Chrysoperla carnea
Lineage: Eukaryota; Metazoa; Arthropoda; Insecta; Neuroptera; Chrysopidae
Exons: 3
Coding region: 102-2573 (823 amino acids)
Molecular function (GO): zinc ion binding
Source: RefSeq, a predicted model, not a curated record
UCAUUAAAAUUUUGUGGAUUCCAAAUUAUUUGGAUUUUCUUAAAAUGCAUGAAUUGGAAAUGUGAACUUUUAAGUGUUCGAAUGAAGAGCUAAAAUGAAUAAUGAUGAUUAAGUUUGAUAAAAAUAUACCGCAAAGUACUCGUGGAUUAAUAGAGAUAAUAUUACAAAAUCAAAAAUUCGAACAUUAUGUAACCAAAGCCGAAUCAUCAGCACUUGGGGUGCGUGGAGAAAUGAAAGCUAAUAUUAAAUCAAAAGAAGAUGUUAAAGCAUGGUUGGACACAUUCGAAACAUCAACAAAUACAACGUAUCGUGUAAAUUAUACGAAACCUUCUGUAGGUGUAUGGAUUUUAUAUAAAUUAGGUGUAAAAUGUCACCAUAACACUGGUGGUAAAAAAUUAAAGAGCGAUAAAAAUCGUUCAUGUAAAAAUACCAAAUGUCCAUCACGAAUAACAUUCACUGUAAACGCAAUACCAAAAAAAAUAUUCAAACGAAAUUGUUCCGUUGAUCCGGAAUUACCAACGGUUAUCGAUUUUUAUUACGAACAUAAUCAUCCAAUAAACAGCGCAGAGGUUUUACGUUUCCGUCCGGUUGAUUCAUCGGUUGAAGAUAAAAUAAUGGCAUUAUAUCAAAAAGGUCAUUCACCCGCAUCAGCGUUACAAGUAUUAAAAAUCGACAUAGAAAAUGAACAUCCAAACGAUUUUGAAACGUAUUUAAGCGAUCGAAAAUAUUGUCCCGAUCUACCAUAUUGUCAUCGUUUGUUUUAUAAAAAAUUUAAAAAUAAAUUCGAUUCUGUUAAUUUUCUAGAAUCUCGUGAAUUUAUUUUAGAUCGAGUACGCGAAUAUAAUGAAUUAUGUAGCAUGACGUGCGUUAAAUGUACGGAACCAACGGACGAUUUUAUUUUAGCGAUUUGUACUCCGUUAAUGUUUCGUAUACAUCAAAAUGUACCUCAAGCAGCGGAUAUUAUGUUUGUUGAUGCUACUGGUUAUGUCAAAGAAAAGGAUAAGUUAAAUAAAAAAGAAAUAGGGCAUAGAAUGUUUUUGUUAUCGACAUAUAAUUCAACGGGAUGUUUACCUUUAGGUGUAAUUAUUACGUUAUCAGAUUCCCCGGAUAUUAUUUAUAAAGGUUUAGAAUUAUAUAAAUCGUUACUUCCAUUUGGAGGGAACUAUUUUUAUGGACGUGGUGAAAUGGGACCAUCUGUUAUAUUAACAGAUGAUUCAAUUUCAGAACGUGUAGCUUUAAAUAUGUCCUUCGGAUUGUCUAGAAUUUUAUUAUGUACGUUUUAUGUAUUACAAUCCAUGUGGCGAUGGUUAAUGAAAAGUAAAACUUGUAUUAAGAAAGAAGAUCGACUCGAUUUAUUUGAGACAUUUAAAUCGGUUGUUUAUGCGAGCACUGAAGAAAAAUGUCAAGAAUAUUACGAGAAAAUAAAAUGUUUGGCUAAAGAUUAUACUUUGUAUUUGAAUCACCUAUCAAGUUUAUGGGAACGACGUUCCGAAUGGGCUUUAUGUUAUCGAACUUCAACGACAAUGGUUGUUCGGGAAAAUAGUAUUAACCAAAAUGUACAGAAUGUUGUGAAAGUAUUAAAAGAUGAAAUUUUUGAACGAAUCAAAUCAUUUAAUCUAGCACAAUUAGUUGAUUUUAUAUUUACGAGAUUCGAAUCUUAUUACUGUCGAAAAUUAUUAGAUGUGACGUAUGAAAAAGUUGUACAGAAAAAAUCGAAUGAUAAAAAACCAUUUUGGAAAAGUCCUAGUGACUCAAUACUCAAGUCGAUUAAAGAAUUAGACAACAGUGGAGUUUAUAAUGUACCUAGUGAAUCCGAUCCGAGUAUAAUGCAUACAGUUGAUGUACAAUUAGUUUGUUGUACUUGUCGUGUUGGUAGGAAAGGAAUUAUGUGCAAACAUCAAUAUUGGGUUUCACUUUGUAUUGAUCAAACGCGAGAGCAAAAAAGUUUGGAAUUUCGUAAACGGAGCUAUUAUUUAGCAACGGGGGAAGAAGCUAAUACUAUGUCUCUGAUACCUAAUUCAGGAUCAACUUCUCAACAAAUUAUCAAUGAUGAAAAUACUAUGACACCAUCGGUAACUGAAAUAGAUUCUCAAGCUGAACUGUGGAAUGAUGGAUUCAAAAUAAUUCAAGAAAAACUUAAAUUUAAUAAUAAUGAUGUUGAUUAUUUAUUAAGAAAUUUUAUUGACAAUUUAAAAAAAUUACCGAAUAACACUGAAGAUAUUCUUCAAUUAUUUCAUAAUUUUGGUAAAACUAUUGGAAAACAAGUUGAAAGUGAAAAUUUGGCGAAAAUUGAACGAGGAAGGACUGACGAAAUAAAUGAAUUCGAUAGCAAUGAAAAACGAAAACGACAAAAAUUAGAUAUAAAUAGUGAGAUAAAUUAUGUAAAAGAAAAUACUGAAAUCUUAAAUUUAGAAAAUUUUUCUAAUGUAAAAAAUAUGCGAACUAAUUCGAAUUGUAUAAAUAUUAUUAGUAAUGAUCCAGUGAAUGUCACAACAGCGUUUCAAAAUUAUUACGAUUCUAAUUCAAUUGAAAAUGAUUCGAAAACAAUUUAUAAUAUAUCUACGGAACCAUAA